AUGGACACGGGCCCUACUGAUGAUGAUGGUGAAGCUGCCGAUGGGCUUGUCUCGUACAGUCCUCAGCUCGGGGAGGCUCGCCGCUUUGGUGGGCCGAGGGUGGCUCCUCUGGUAAGGGCCAUGAAUGAGGUACUGGCUGUUGAUCCGACGAGGGGGGAGGAUCUAUGGACAGCCCUUCUAGCAGCCUUGGAGAGCGAAGACGAGGUCAUAGCUGGCCAGGGCGAUGGCGCCUCGCUAUGGAAGGCAUCAGAGGCAUGCACCUUUUCCUCGGAGGCAGUGGUCUUAUCGUGGCUGCUACUGUCGCAGUGCGAGGGCUUCUACCGUGGAGUAUUCCCUUAUACUAGGCAGCCACGGGGGCCUCCGGACGGGUUGGAGCAGGGGAAUGCCUCACCAUCGCCCGCGAGGUUGUUCUUGCCCGUCGUAGGACUCAUCAACCGCAUUGUGAAGGCACUAGCUGAGGCUGGCGAAGAGGAGGAAGGGCAUGACGAGAGUCGGAUCCCUCGGAAGGUGGCAGAUGCGCUGCUAGAGGGGUCCCCCUCGGAGGGGUAUAGGACGCUGCUUCCUGCGCUGGUGGGGUUAUUGGUCAUCAUAACUGAGGAUAGAGGGAGUGUCGUAGCGUUGAGGAAAUGCGAGUUCAGCAAGAUUCAUGCUAGGAGGCUGAGUGAGGGGGGGAUGAUAUCGUUGGCCCCAUUCGAAGGGGGGUCCCUGUUGGACGUACUAGUAGUGGCCUCACUCCGGUUCAUGCCCUACAUGCCCGAUGCCUCGAUGGCCCUGGCGGCGUCCAUCUGCAAUGUCUGCCCUUACCUCUACAGUAUACCGGCCUUCACUGCCGAGAAGCUCGAGGAGGCUCUACGGAAGAGCAUAAAGGCUGCAGCUAACGGUCGGCCCAGGGGGGAGGAGAUAGCUGGGUUGUUGUCAGAAGGGGUGGCUGCUCUUCUCCUGUGGAACUAUCGGGAAUGUACGCCUUUGGUGCUCGCCAUGCUAUCCCACAGUGAGGCCUAUGAUGCAAGCUUGGGGUUGGAAGGAAGAGCACUGCUGGAAGGGCCCCUUGGGGUCAUCAGAACAGUGGUGGAGGUAUCAGAAGAGGCAGUAGGGGAGGGGCUGGAGGAGGAUGAUAUUAGCCAUGACGAUAUUCUGGAUGUCGUGCCCGAGACUCUAGUCGGUCUGCUACCGAUCACACAGGCCAUCGUGUUGAGGCAACACUCUAGUCGCGUGAAGGCUAAUGAGGUUAUAACCUUCCUGGCCCUUUGUCUUGGUGAGGAUGAGGAGGAACCGCUGAGGGACAUAGUGUUGUGGCUGCAACACAGCCCUGAGCUGGAGACGACUGAGCGUGGGUAUAACAUAAGUUAUGGAACGGACGUGGCGGCACUGAUGGAACACGUGGCUGUAGAGGGUGCUAAGGCGGACCUUGACAGGCUGAAUGAGGAGGUGAAGGGCCUGAGCAAGAGGCUUACAUGGGAGGAGGAGAGGCUGUUGGCUGUUCGAGAGGAGAAGGGAAGGGCUGUGGCUCUAGAGGAUUAUCACAGGGCAGGGGAGCUGAAGGGGGAAGAGGAGAGGCUCUUACUUAGCAUAGGACACUUGAAAAGUCUCGGCCUACCCGAGCAUACAUGA
Messenger RNA from Perkinsus marinus ATCC 50983, 1611 nucleotides. RefSeq lists its product as hypothetical. The transcript is spliced from 3 exons. The record is from RefSeq and is a predicted model, not a curated record. Lineage: Eukaryota; Perkinsozoa; Perkinsida; Perkinsidae. Bases 1 to 1611 code for a protein of 536 amino acids.